This is a messenger RNA of Anneissia japonica, 1861 nucleotides long. RefSeq lists its product as uncharacterized. NCBI's taxonomy places the organism in Eukaryota, Metazoa, Echinodermata, Crinoidea, Comatulida, Comatulidae. Bases 208 to 1143 code for a protein of 311 amino acids. The record is from RefSeq and is a predicted model, not a curated record. The transcript has 3 exons.
AAAAUUUUAACAAAAUUAUACAGAACAGAGAUACCAUAGGUAAUUCUGAAUAAAUGCCACUGCUGGUUCGUCACGUCGAUGACUCAUCGAAUAUGAAAGAACAUAACCUUAGACCUUCAAAAGAAGCCUUAUUUAAUAAUUCAAAAGUAGACAUUGAAGAAACUUUUUAAACCUGUUACCCAACAAGUCCGGAUCUAAAGUAUAACCAUGCUAACACUUAUGCUGACGUACCUCUUGUUUUCGUGUGUAUCUCGUACUCUUGCCGUUAAAACAAUUGAGGUUGGUCCUCACAGAGACCAGCUCUGUGGUCAAACAAUCAACAUGGAUGCUGGUAGACUUGUCUCAACCUUCGCCCAGCAAGCAGACGUAAACUUGAACUGUAUAUUAACAGUUCUUGCCCCGGCAGACAGGAUCUUUCAACUUGAAUUCCUCUCAUUUAAGCUUCCCGCCGAAACCCCUCUGGCCUGUGACAAUGUUCAAAUGGUCAUUUACGAUGGGCCUGCUAUAAAUAGUUUAACAGUGCAGCCCGAAAUACCAGCAUGUACAAACGAUAACCCCACAACUUUACCUAUGCCAGUAGUCACAUCUGGAAACGCAUUUACUUUUAGUUUUCGAUACGAUGGGCAAAUUAAGUCUCAAGUACCAAUUGACGUACAGAUACAUUUUACGUCAUGGAAAACUAAUAUCAAAAAGAAAGAUCCACCCGAGAAAGCAGGACAUGCCCACAAAAUUGCCUUUAUUGUGCUUGAAACAAUCACCGGGUUGACGAUCACAGCAGUAUUAAUCGUUGGAAUAAUCAUCUUUCUGUGCCGAAACUGUCGGCUGCCGACAAAUCCGGACCGUGAAACUCACCAAGUUCGUGAAAUCUCGUCACCGACACACGGAGGCCAUAGUUAUUUCUCAAACGCUGACAAUCAGUACCUUCUUCAGCAUCCACCCGCUCCUGCCGGUAGAGCCCCGGUUCUGCCGUUUACCCACCAUGGACAGCUUUCUUUACCACCCCCACAUCGCAUUCAAUCGUUUUACCCAAGUGGCGCGUUGCACCCGUCGUUAACAAGGGUCAAGGUUCUCCCCCUCCCAAGACAAGCUCACGGGGACGUAGGUUAUGAUACGAGAAACGAAAUCGUCUAUAUGAAUCGUUAAGCUCAGAUGUUGAUGCUGAAAGUAGCAGUCUGAUGACAAAAAAUGGGAUUUUUUUUUUAGUGGUCAAAAGCGUCAAUAAGACAAGUCGGUCCGAAUGUUGAGUCGGUCAGGCCUACAGGCAGCAUGCUAAAAAAAGGUAUCCGUUCAACUACACGCUUACGAAUGAUCGAUGAUUUUCGUAAAAAUGCUGUGACAAAUUGGCAGUCAUCCUUCACUGAAAAUAAUUUCCUUGUUUUAAAGAAAAAUAUUGUUUUCUCGUACAAAAGGUAUUGCUUAAUGUAGGAUCAUAGUUAGCUCGUGUUAUUUCGGCGAUCGGUAUCCGGGGCCUUUUGGACCAGGGCCCGCCGUACGAUGUAAAAUGCAUCCUGGAAACACGCAUGAUUCACAAAAGCCGAAAUUUUUUGUUUUAAUGCUAUGACGCCCUCUACAUCGUCACAACGGAUAGUUUUUUUUAGAAACUUACAAUUUGUUGCUACAUAUUACCUACAAAUUUACUGUUUUUUCUUUGCAUUGUUCAUAUUUUAAUAGGAGCUUUUAAAUUUGGAAAUUAAUUUGAUAAUUUCAAUAGACGGUGAUUAAUUCGUAAACAUGAAAAAGUACUGUAAUCACCAAUAACCUGAUUUAAAGGCAAAUAGGUUACUGUAGGUCUGCUAAUUAUUUGUCAGACUAUAAACAACAGCGCACAAGUUGAGAAAACGAAAGAAAACAAACAAAUGUA